This is a messenger RNA of Xyrauchen texanus (razorback sucker), 1594 nucleotides long. Its product is annotated as envoplakin-like. The transcript is spliced from 6 exons. The record is from RefSeq and is a predicted model, not a curated record. NCBI's taxonomy places the organism in Eukaryota, Metazoa, Chordata, Actinopteri, Cypriniformes, Catostomidae. The coding region runs from base 232 to 921 and encodes 229 amino acids.
AUUUUGUAGGAUCACUUUUCGGUUUUGCACUUUGCAGACGGUCCCUGCGGACUCUCAGCCGGAUGCGCUUAGAGAUCAAUGUCAUUUGUACAUCUCAGAAGUGGGAGGAGAAACAAGUUUGGCCAGUCGCUGAGUGAAAGGUGAACCCCAUAACAGAACAGAUCAGCAACAUUAGACAAGGAGAAUAAUACGAAAAGAGAGAGAAUCUGCUGGCGGAUCCAAUGUCUCAGGAUGUCUAAGGUGUACAAACAUCCCAAUGAACCCGCGUUAAAGUUGGACAUUCGCUCUCUGUCCACACGCAUACAGGAAAACGCAGAUCAGGUGGAGAAAAGCAUACUACACACUGAAAAUCUGCUGAAGGAGGACACUGGAAAUGAACAAAAAGGCCUGCCAAUGAAACAUCAGGAUCACGCAGCAGAGAUCAUUUCUCAUGUUGAGGUCUUACUGAAGGAUCUCUUCCUGGACGUGCACAGAGUAAAGACACUUCAACAUCCUCAGGCCGAUGAGAUUGAGCUUCAUAUCAAAAAUAUUCAUGAGCGCUGGUAUAAAGACUGUGAGAAAUACAAGGAUCUCUACAAGCAGCCUUAUGAGCAGACUCUGAUGCCCACGCUGGACAGGAGCAAACUGCCGUCUGAAAAACAGAUCCAAGAAGAGAAGUCGGAAUCUGUUCCAGAGCAGCUCCUACAUACCUUGGAUGAUCUGGACCGAGAAAACCUAAAGAGAUUCAGGUGGUAUUUAAAACAAGAUGGAUCAAUUUCAGUCUCCCGUCUUGAGAAUGCAGAUGUCCCUGACAUAGUCGAUAAGAUGUUGGAGUGUUAUGGACAAAACGGAGCUUUGAAUAAAACAUUGGCCAUCCUGAAGAAGAUGAAACAGAACAAUUUGGCCGAACAGUUAGGGAACAACGGGAAGGAAGGCAACUGAUAAAAAAAUAUCAUGUUGAAGUUUUAAUGUAAUGUACAUGCAGAAAUCGUUGUCUUUUUUACUAUAUAAAGAAUCAAAAUCCAGCCUCUAUAUUGUGUGCAAACUUCAAUACUCUACAAACCCCAUGUGUGGGGUCUUCCCUGCCGGUUAAACCAGUCUAAGUAGGUGUAGCUAGUCUUCCCGAUUGGCCAUGCUGGUGUUUUCGCCUUACUGCAAAGGCAAGCAAAUGAGAAAUGAUAUCAGUCAUACUGUACAUAUUUCUUACCGGCCAUGAAAGUGUAUUUUACAUUUCCUGGUUAGUUUGAGUUUAAUGUGAGACCAAAUAUUCUCUGGACUCUGACCAGGCCAAAACAUGAGCCUGAUGGACUUGUUUUCAAGCCACUUCUUGGUGGUCUUUGCUAUCUGUCUUUGAGAACUGUACAUUUCAGCAGGUGGUCACUCCUGCAUGAAGAAGCUUUGGCCUUCCAGAUCCCUUCAAACCCCUGCAUGAUAUUUUGCUUUUUUUAAAGCAGAUUUUCUCACUCCUUUACCUUGGGACUCACAACAUUGCAUAUUGUAGAUAUCUCCCUGCUCUAUCACUCAUGGUUCCAGUUAAGAGCUUGUUAUCAAGCCUUUGAUUAGUAUUUUAAGAAAAAUAAAAGAAACAUCCCAGAAGAUGUUUUCAUAUAUCAAA